This is a messenger RNA of Periophthalmus magnuspinnatus, 1111 nucleotides long. Its product is annotated as transmembrane emp24 domain-containing protein 1-like. Gene Ontology annotation, biological process: endoplasmic reticulum to Golgi vesicle-mediated transport; intracellular protein transport; Golgi organization. Bases 94 to 759 code for a protein of 221 amino acids. The record is from RefSeq and is a predicted model, not a curated record. Gene Ontology annotation, cellular component: COPII-coated ER to Golgi transport vesicle; Golgi apparatus; endoplasmic reticulum-Golgi intermediate compartment. The transcript is spliced from 4 exons. NCBI's taxonomy places the organism in Eukaryota, Metazoa, Chordata, Actinopteri, Gobiiformes, Gobiidae.
GUCAGUUCUGAUAGUGACUCCACUCAACGAGGAAGUACUAACAGUUUAAUAACUCUAUGGACUAGGGAAGCACUGAGGCGUUUUUGAGUUAUCAUGUUUUCACAGAUAUUUUUGCUGCUGUUGUUUCUCUCCAUAGACAUGACUGUGAGCCUGGGACCAAAGAAAGACAUGGAAUUUACAUUUAUAUUACCCGCUGGUUCAACCGAGUGUUUCUAUCAGCCCACAAUGAGAGGGGAUACUAUGGAGUUUGAAUACCAGGUGAUUGCCGGGUCAGGCCUGGACGUUGGCUUCUCCCUGAACUCCCCCAGUGGACACCGGUUGGUCUCUGACUUCAGGAAAUGUGAUGGCAUCCACAUGGUGGACCCCACAGAAGAUGGAGACUACCGCAUCUGCUUCGACAACAGCUUCAGUAAAAUGUCCCUGAAGAUGGUGUAUUUUGUGGUGGUGCUUAACGCUCAAAGUGACACGAAACAGAAAUGGGAUGAGCUGGACAAAGAGGACAGUCUGCUGGACUAUAAGCUCCAUGACAUCAGAGCCAGUAUGGACACAGUGCGCAGCCAUUUGGACAGGACCAGGCAGGUGCAGGCCACACUCCGGGCGCUCGAGGCCAGGGAUCGAUAUCUCCUGGAGGAUAAUUUAUGGAGGGUGUCCUUCUGGUCCUGUCUGACGUUACUCGUGAUGCUCGGAGUCGCAGCUGCGCAAAUUUACACUCUGAAAAAACUAUUUGACGACAAAAAGAAAGUGCGCACAAAGGCCUAAGAAGACUUUUUCUAAAGACACUCAGCAAGUGUUGGGAAUGGUUUUAUACUUGAAAUUACGAAGACAGCGUGCCAUUGUGGAGUUGUUUAUAAGGGGAAUUAUAGAAUAGUCUAAGUGGAAGUUUGUCAAUGAAUUGAGCCAAUGAUUCACAAAAACUAAUAAUAAUCUAGCAUCAGCCAAAAACCAUCGCACAGUAUUGUAUAACCAUAAUGUGAUCUUAUUUAAAUACGGUGUCACACACAACACGUUACUACACUCAUUACUUAAGCAGCUAAAAUCAUCUUUAUUUAAACCACAUUUUCAUAUCAUUUUUAACUUGUAGUCAAACAAAAAUUUAAAUAAAAACCCUUUA